AUGGCAUCAGCUGCUCUUCAAAAGGAUCGUCGAUAUUCGUCAGAAGUUCGCCAUAUUGCUUUCUUGAAGGUCCACAAAUGUGCCAGUUCCACAAUGCUGAAUAUCUUCUAUAGGUUCGGUUAUAAAAGGGGACUUAACUUUGUCCUUCCCAUCAAAAGUAACUAUUUAAAUAUGAUUCAUAAAAAAAGAGUGAUAUCAGUUGUGCCCCCACCCGCAAUGUCCGGGUAUGACAUCCUCUGCAAUCAUGUGACUAAAUUCAACAAACAACUAUUCUCUCGUUACCUACCACCUGACACCAAAUAUAUUGCCAUAGUUCGAGAACCAUUCAAAAGAAUGUAUUCAGCUUUUCACUACUACCGGAAUGUAAUACACUUUCCCAUCCUUAGAAAAAUUAGAGGCGUGGACCCGUUCAAGGCCUACCUCAACAAUAUUACAUCAUUGGAAACCCUGUGGGGAGAUCAUUCAUUUACUAAUAACAUGAUGGCAAGGGAUUUUGGUUUUCCUACUGAGGAAUACAAAAACAUUUCAAAGUUCAAAACGUACCUCGGAACGCUCGACAAACAUUUUCACUUGGUUAUGGUCUCGGAGAUGUUUCUCGAAUCACUGGUGCUCUUGCGAAGGUUAUUAAAAUGGUCAAUGGAAGAUGUGAUAUUUCUGACAAUAAAUGUGCAUGAACAUAAAAAUCUCACAACGAAUACUAGCUCGGAGAAUAUCGAACCUUUCCUAGCUCUUGAUCGUAUCCUGUAUGACCACUAUCUGACAAGACUAAAGGAACAGAUUGAUGCACAAGGGCCUGAUUUUUACAAGGAGCUUCAAUACUUCAAAGAUGUUAACUCCAAAGCCUCAGAUCUUUGUAGUGCAAAUAACACUACCAACAAACUGCUGUCAUUGAGGGCAAAUGAAUGGCAUGACGACUUCACUAUCACAUUACAGGACUGUGACCUGCUCAGCAAAAAGGAGAUCACGUUUUUGAAUUUAGUGAGGGAUAAACAAACUGAACGCGUAAAGACAUAUGGAGCUAAUAUAAGUUACUUCCAAUAAGGUUUUUCCCUCUAUGUAUUAUUAUGCAUAAAAUAUGGUGUAUUUCUUUA
Haliotis rubra (blacklip abalone) is the source of this 1091-nucleotide messenger RNA. Its product is annotated as galactose-3-O-sulfotransferase 2-like. The transcript has a single exon. The coding region runs from base 1 to 1041 and encodes 346 amino acids. Gene Ontology annotation, cellular component: membrane. Gene Ontology annotation, biological process: glycolipid biosynthetic process. Gene Ontology annotation, molecular function: galactosylceramide sulfotransferase activity. The record is from RefSeq and is a predicted model, not a curated record. Lineage: Eukaryota; Metazoa; Mollusca; Gastropoda; Lepetellida; Haliotidae.